UUUUCUUCUCACUCUGUCUGCCUCUCUCAUUUUCUACCCCCUUUUCUUUGUGUAUGGGUCCGGCGGGGGUGGCCGAGAGGAGAGAGGAGCCAUCUUAUACAGCGGACUGAGUGAGCAGAGGUGCACAUCGGGCAGGGCGACAAUUGACCUAAGGAAACUCCAGUUUACUGCGAGUAUCUCGGAGGGUGAAAUGAAAGAAAAAUAAAAGGGAACGAGGCACAAAUUGCGCCUUCCAGGAAAUGUACUUCAUAAGCCGGCUUCUAGACGUCAACUGGGCCUGAGAGGACACGCGCCUGUCGAACAUUUGGAUAAAACCUAGAUAAUCAAGUCUUUUCGGAAAAGAAAAACGCUACUGCUGAAGAGACCGGCUUGCACUUUAUGAUGGUGACUCCUGUUAGUUAAAUUAACAGUUUUGUUCGCAGGGACGAAAGACGGAAAGCGGUAGAAGAACGCUUGAACGAGUGGGGAAUUAAUUGGCAUUUUGUAUUUAAAAUAUAAAAAUAGAAAACUUAUUUUAAGUUAACACUUUCGCCUUCUCGAGGAGCACGUUUUAUUGUAUCUACUUUCCUCCUCCGAUAUCGAUUUGUAGUGUUUUGCUGACGGGCACUUUAAAACAAAGAACCCCCUCCCGCUCACUUUCUGCUCCCCCCCCACCACCACCAACCCAGCAACACUUUGAUUAAAGGCAGAAAAUGUCGGGCAGCGAGGACGACAUCCAGGACUUCUGUGAAAAUGAGGACCGUUCAGGAUUGCAAGCAGAGAAUGAUGACGACCUGGACGAAGAGCUCUCAGAAAGUGAUACUCCUAAACUGAAGAAGAAAAAGAAGUCUAAAAAGCUCAGAGAGACAAAGUUACCCAAAACAAAAAGACCCAAAAAAGAGGAAAUGGACAUCAGCUCUCCAGAGGGAGGUGACUUUGGUGAGGAAGAGGAGGAACCACGGUCAGAAAGUGAGGGUAGUGACUACACACCAGGCAAGAAGAGAAAAAAGAGACUGGCCAUUAAAAAGGAAAAGCGAGGAGGUAGUGGAGGUGGCAGCAAGCUAAAGAGGAAGGAACCAGAGGCAGAAGAUGAUGAUGAUGACGAUGAUGAUUCCAAGGAGCCCAAAACAUCUGCUCAGUUGCUGGAAGACUGGGGAAUGGAAGAUAUUGAUCAUAUUUUUUCUGAAGAAGAUUACCGUACACUUACUAACUAUAAAGCCUUUAGUCAGUUUGUUAGACCUCUCAUUGCUGCAAAGAACCCAAAGAUUGCAGUUUCAAAGAUGAUGAUGGUUUUGGGAGCGAAGUGGAGAGAGUUCAGCACAAACAAUCCAUUGAAAGGUAGCUCAGGAGCAUCAGCAGCUGCAGCAGCGGCUGCUGUGGCUGCAGUAGUUGAGAGUAUGGUUGCUAAUCAGGAGGGAGUUAAUCCUUCUGCAGCUGCACCUGCAGUAGUUACACCUGUAGUGCCUGAAAUCCAGCAGCCCCUGAGAAAGGCCAAGACAAAGGAAGGAAAAGGUCCGAAUGCUCGCCGUAAACCUAAACCACCGCCUAAAGUUCCAGAGAAGAAAACUAAAGCUAAAAAAGUAGCACCAUUGAAAAUAAAACUGGGUGGCUUUGGAAGCAAACGUAAACGUUCUUCGAGUGAGGAAGAUGAUUUAGAUGUGGAUUCUGAUUUUGAUGAUGGAAGUAUGAACAGUUAUUCUGUGUCUGAUGGCUCAAAUAGUCGAAGCAGCCGAAGUCGUAAAAAACCAAAAGCAGUACGCAAGAAAAAAAAAGGUGAAGAGGAUGGUGAUGGAUAUGAAACUGACCAUCAAGACUAUUGCGAGGUGUGUCAACAAGGAGGAGAGAUAAUUUUAUGUGACACUUGCCCUCGAGCUUACCAUAUGGUAUGUUUGGACCCAGAUAUGGAAAAGGCACCAGAAGGCAAAUGGAGCUGUCCGCACUGUGAAAAGGAAGGAGUCCAGUGGGAAGCAAAAGAAGAUAAUUCUGAAGUGGAGGAGGAAAAUGAAGAAGUAAAUGCAGAAGAGGAUGAUCAUCACAUGGAGUUUUGUAGAGUAUGCAAAGAUGGGGGAGAAUUGCUUUGUUGUGAUGCCUGUCCUUCAUCAUAUCACAUUCAUUGCUUGAACCCACCUCUGCCAGAAAUCCCCAAUGGGGAAUGGCUCUGUCCACGUUGUACGUGUCCACCUAUGAAAGGCAAAGUGCAAAAAAUUUUAACUUGGCGCUGGGGAGAACCUCCUCCUCCAACUCCUGUUCCUCGGCCUCUAGGUUCUAAUGAUGGUCUAGAUCCCAAACCACUGGCAGGUCGUCCAGAAAGAGAAUUCUUUGUUAAGUGGAGCAACAUGUCCUACUGGCAUUGUUCAUGGGUGUCUGAAUUGCAGCUUGAACUUCAUUGCCAGGUGAUGUUCAGAAACUAUCAGCGCAAGAAUGAUAUGGAUGAACCUCCACCUAUAGAUUUUGGAGGUGAAGGUGAUGAUGACAAGAGUUCAAAGAGAAAAAAUAAAGAUCCACUCUAUGCUCAAAUGGAGGAACGCUUUUUCCGUUUUGGAAUUAAAUCUGAGUGGAUGAUGAUUCAUCACAUUCUAAACCAUAGCAUUGAUAAAAAGAACAGUGUUCACUAUCUGAUUAAAUGGAGAGAACUUCCGUAUGACCAAUCUACAUGGGAAAGUGAAGAUAUGGAUAUUCCAGACUUUGACACUUACAAACAGACUUAUUGGAACCACAGAGAAUUGAUGAUGGGUGAAGAUGGGAAACCACCUAAAAAGCUGAAGUUGAAAACGAAGGUUCGCAAACUGGAUAGGCCUCCUGAAAAUCCUGUUGUUGAUCCCACAAUUAAGUUUGAGCGUCAGCCAGACUACUUGGAUUCUACAGGAGGAACACUUCAUCCAUACCAACUUGAAGGUCUUAACUGGCUGCGAUUUUCUUGGGCACAAGGCACUGAUACAAUCUUGGCUGAUGAAAUGGGUCUUGGAAAGACUGUUCAGACAGCAGUGUUUCUUUAUUCGCUCUAUAAAGAAGGUCAUUCCAAGGGGCCUUUUUUGGUCAGUGCACCUCUUUCCACCAUUAUUAAUUGGGAACGCGAGUUUGAGAUGUGGGCACCAGACAUGUAUGUUGUAACAUACGUUGGAGAUAAAGAUAGCCGUGCAGUUAUCAGAGAGAAUGAGUUUUCUUUUGAAGAUAAUGCCAUUAAGGGAGGAAAGAAAGCCUCAAGAAUGAAGAAAGAAGCAGCUGUAAAAUUUCAUGUUUUACUGACUUCAUAUGAACUGAUAACCAUUGACAUGGCAGUAUUGGGAUCCAUUAACUGGGCAUGCCUUGUUGUAGAUGAAGCCCACAGACUUAAAAACAAUCAGUCGAAGUUUUUCAGAGUGUUAAACAAUUAUCCUCUGCAACACAAGUUGCUGUUGACUGGAACUCCCUUGCAGAAUAAUCUGGAGGAGCUAUUUCAUCUGCUCAAUUUCUUGACUCCUGAGAGAUUCAAUAACUUGGAAGGCUUUUUAGAAGAGUUUGCAGACAUUGCAAAGGAGGACCAGAUCAAAAAGCUGCAUGAUAUGCUAGGUCCACACAUGCUGAGAAGGUUGAAGGCUGAUGUGUUCAAGAAUAUGCCUUCAAAGACGGAACUUAUCGUACGCGUGGAACUUAGCCCAAUGCAGAAGAAAUACUACAAAUUUAUUCUAACAAGAAAUUUUGAGGCCCUCAAUACUAGAGGUGGAGGAAAUCAGGUUUCUUUAUUAAAUGUGGUGAUGGACUUAAAGAAAUGCUGUAAUCACCCUUACCUGUUUCCAGUUGCUGCAAUGGAAGCACCAAAGAUGCCUAAUGGCAUGUUUGAUGGCAAUGCACUUACAAAGGCUGCAGGAAAAUUAUUUCUUCUUCAGAAAAUGUUGAGAAAGCUGAAAGAAGGUGGACACAGAGUUCUCAUAUUUUCACAGAUGACCAAGAUGUUGGACUUGUUAGAAGACUUCUUGGAGCAUGAAGGUUACAAGUAUGAACGUAUUGAUGGUGGUAUUACAGGGGGAAUGCGACAGGAGGCGAUUGACCGAUUCAAUGCUCCAGGAGCCCCACAAUUUUGCUUUUUGUUGUCUACCCGUGCUGGCGGUCUUGGCAUCAAUCUUGCAACAGCAGACACUGUAAUCAUCUAUGAUUCUGACUGGAACCCACACAACGAUAUACAGGCAUUCAGCCGUGCACACCGAAUUGGACAGAACAGAAAAGUGAUGAUCUAUCGCUUUGUGACAAAAGCCUCUGUGGAGGAGCGCAUCACCCAGGUGGCAAAGAAAAAGAUGAUGUUGACACAUCUGGUUGUACGACCUGGCCUUGGUUCCAAGACUGGAUCAAUGUCUAAACAAGAGUUGGAUGACAUUCUAAAAUUUGGCACAGAGGAGCUAUUUAAAGAUGACACUGGGGAAGGUGAAAAUAAGGAAGGUGAGGACAGCAGUGUUAUCCAUUAUGAUGAUAAAGCAAUUGAGCGACUGCUAGACAGGAAUCAGGAUGCAACAGAUGAUACAGAAAUACAGAGCAUGAAUGAAUAUUUGAGCUCCUUCAAAGUGGCGCAAUAUGUAGUCAAAGAUGAGGAAGAGGCGGAAGAAGAGGAGGUGCAACGGGAGAUAAUCAAACAGGAAGAAAGUGUAGAUCCUGAUUACUGGGAGAAACUGUUGCGUCACCACUAUGAGCAACAGCAGGAAGACUUAGCCAGGAACCUUGGAAAGGGAAAGCGUAUUCGCAAGCAAGUCAACUACAAUGAUGGCUCACAAGAGGAUCGUGCUGAUUGGCAGGAUGACCAAUCUGACAACCAGUCGGAUUACUCUGUAGCAUCCGAGGAAGGAGAUGAAGAUUUUGAUGAGCGCCAAGAAAAUUCUCGAAGACCAAGUAGGAAGGGUCUGCGGAAUGAUAAGGACAAACCCUUGCCACCUCUUCUGGCAAGAGUUGGGGGAAACAUUGAGGUCCUUGGUUUCAAUGCCCGGCAACGUAAGGCCUUCUUGAAUGCAAUUAUGCGCUAUGGAAUGCCACCUCAAGAUGCUUUCACAACCCAGUGGUUGGUCCGAGAUCUGCGAGGAAAAUCCGAAAAGGAAUUCAAGGCAUAUGUCUCUCUCUUCAUGAGACACUUAUGUGAGCCAGGUGCUGAUGGUGCAGAAACCUUUGCAGAUGGAGUUCCUCGUGAAGGCUUGUCUAGGCAGCAUGUAUUAACCAGGAUUGGAGUUAUGUCUCUUAUACGCAAGAAGGUCCAGGAAUUUGAGCAUGUCAAUGGCCAAUGGAGUAUGCCUGAAUUAAUGGAGGCUGAAGAGAACAAGAAGGCAGCCAGAUCAGAAUCUCCUGUGCCCAAAACUCCAACAUCCAGUACCCCUGGAGAUACUCAACCGAAUACUCCGGCUACCACUACAUCCAGCACAGAAGAAUCUGUAAGAGUUGAAGAUACGGUAACAUCUUCUGCUGGCAAAGAAAAUGAAAAGGAAGGUGAACUGGAGAACAAAGAACCCAAGCCUUCAGACACAGAGGAUUCUGGGCUGGUUAAUGAAGAAGAAAAAAGACCUGCAGCAAAUCCUGAAAAGGUACAGGGACAUGGAGCCAGCAGUACUUCCGAAUGUGAAAAGGAAACCGAGAAAACUGGAGACUCUAAACUUGAAAUCUCUCAGGAAAAAGACACAGGUGAAGAACCCAUGCAGACUGAUAAUAAGGGUGAUGAAGAGAAGAAAGAUAUAAAGCAGGCUGAUAAAAAUGACUCCAUCCCUUCUGCUGAGGACAGGAAAGAGAUUAAAGAGAAAGAAGAGACCAAGCAAGAGGAGAAAACAGAUGGAAAAUUGGAAGUCAAGAUGCAGAAUGGUGAAUCAGUUAAUAUACCAAGUGAAGAAAAGAAAAAAGUGGUAAAACAGAGGUUUAUGUUCAAUAUUGCAGAUGGAGGCUUUACAGAGCUUCACUCAUUGUGGCAAAAUGAAGAACGUGCUGCAACAGUUACCAAAAAAACUUAUGAAAUCUGGCACCGCAGACAUGACUACUGGCUCCUUGCUGGGAUUAUAAAUCAUGGAUAUGCCCGGUGGCAAGACAUACAGAAUGAUCCUAAAUAUGCCAUUUUAAAUGAGCCAUUUAAAGGAGAGAUGAAUCGAGGAAACUUUUUGGAAAUCAAAAACAAAUUUUUAGCACGCCGUUUCAAGCUCUUGGAGCAAGCACUUGUGAUUGAAGAGCAACUGCGUCGUGCUGCUUACUUGAACAUGUCCGAGGACCCCUCACACCCUUCUAUGGCACUGAAUACUCGCUUUGCUGAGGUAGAGUGCCUUGCUGAAAGUCACCAGCACUUAUCCAAGGAAUCGAUGGCUGGAAAUAAACCUGCAAAUGCUGUUCUUCAUAAAGUUCUGAAGCAAUUAGAAGAAUUACUCAGUGAUAUGAAGGCUGAUGUUACACGGUUGCCAGCAACUAUUGCAAGAAUUCCCCCUGUUGCUGUGAGGUUGCAGAUGUCUGAGAGAAACAUUCUAAGCAGAUUAGCAAGCCGGGGAACAGAAGCUCAGCCACAGCAGGUAGCACAGCAGUGAAGGUCUUGUGCACACCUUUACCAUUUGGACUAGCUAAGAAAUUCCAAAAGAAUCUUAGAACAUUCCUUAUUGGCUGUGAGCCAACCAGCUUCAUGCCCCAGUUUGUGACCACACCCUCUUAUGAACUCUAUAUGAGAAGGGGGAGAAAAAGAUAUUUAAUUUAAUUCUAUUUUUUUUUUUCCUCCCUGUUGUUUGUUUACUGAUUCUGGUUUUGGACCCAAGUGUAAAGCAUAUGGACUUUCAAAAAGUAGUAGCUUAAUAUGGCAUUUAUGGACAAAUAUCAAAUUUAUGUUCCUUAUGUACAUAAGAAUAGUACAUGAUACAUGUUGAUUGAAAUCUUCAAAAAAAUAAAACUACUUGAAACAUUUUUUGGGGGGGCGGGGCAGAGUUAGGGAGGUUUUUAAGAGAAACUUGUUAGGUUGUUGGGAAUGAAUGAAAUCUAUUUAAAAAAAAGCCAAGCACACAUGAAUUGUGCUUGAGGAGCCUCCCAGAAUGGUUUCUUAAAUUUUCUGCGCACACUUGUCUACCUCUGUUGUGCUUUUAGAAAUGAGAAUGAGUUGUGUACAACUUAUAUAUUAAAAUAAAAAAAAUGGGAAAUAUGUUUUGAUUGGUGUAAGUUGUGGACUUUUUGUUAAAUUUGUUUACCAUUUGACAAUUGUGCAGAGUAAAUAUCUGUACAGUUUUUGCAAAAUAUUUUGGGCUGCAUUUUGCUCUUUUCAGUAAAUUUACAUUUAGACUUUGCUGGUUCGUUUUACAUGAUGAAAGCACAGCACAGGCAAACCUCGCUAAGCAGGUAGCUGUCUAAAAUGACCUUGUAAAGUUAGAUUUUAAACUAUUGUUAAUAAAAUUGAUUUUUUUUUCUCCUG
This is a messenger RNA of Polypterus senegalus (gray bichir), 7357 nucleotides long. Its product is annotated as chromodomain-helicase-DNA-binding protein 4-like. Lineage: Eukaryota; Metazoa; Chordata; Cladistia; Polypteriformes; Polypteridae. Gene Ontology annotation, cellular component: chromatin; NuRD complex; nucleus. Bases 693 to 6491 code for a protein of 1932 amino acids. Gene Ontology annotation, molecular function: ATP binding; ATP-dependent chromatin remodeler activity; ATP hydrolysis activity. The transcript is spliced from 39 exons. Gene Ontology annotation, biological process: negative regulation of transcription by RNA polymerase II; chromatin remodeling. The record is from RefSeq and is a predicted model, not a curated record.